AGUGAAGACGUGAAGAUUGAAGAAACAUUCAGAGACAAACAUGAAGAUUCUGAGGAACAAACAGAGCUGAUGGCACUGAAAGAAGAGAGUGAAGAACUGAAUGAAAUGCAAGAUAAAGAUCAGUGUAAGAAAUACAAGGAUUCCAUAACUGGACAAACAUCAUUUAGUUGCUCAUCUAAAAGAGCUCAAAAGACCGAAACGAGAAGUCAUUUCACCUGCCAACAGUGUGGAAAGAGUUUCAAUCUACAAGGAAACCUUAAAGUCCACAUGAGGAUUCAUACCGGUGAGAAGCCUUUUACCUGCCAGCAGUGUGGAAAUAGUUUCAGUCAAAAAGCAAGCCUUAAAAGCCACAUGAAAGUUCACACUGGAGAGAAACCUUAUACAUGCCCUCAGUGUGGAAAGAGUUUUACACAUAAACAUGCUUUUAAUGCCCACAUGAAAAUUCACACUGGAGAAAAGCCUUUCACCUGCCAGCAGUGUGGAAAAUGUUUCAGUCAAAAAGCAAGCCUUAAAAGCCACAUGAGAGUUCACACUGGAGAGAAACCUUAUACAUGCCCUCAAUGUGGACAUUGUUUUCCACAUAAACAUACUUUUAUUGCCCACAUGAAAAUUCACACUGGAGAAAAGCCUUUCAUCUGCCAACAGUGUGGAAAAUGUUUCACUCACAAAGGAAACCUCAAAAAUCACAUGAAUGUCCACACUGGCGAGAAGCCUUACACAUGCUGUCGAUGUGGAAAAAGUUUUACUCAACGAGGAUGCAUUAACAAGCACAUGAUGAUUCACACUGGAGAGAAGCCUUUCACCUGCCAACAGUGUGGAAGAAGUUUCAAUCAAAAAGGACACUUUAAAUACCACAUGACAAUUCAUACCAGAGAGAAGCAUUAAACCUGCAUCUGGAAAAGAUAAAUGUAAAAAAAGCUUCACAACAAAACCAAACCUUAGGUAUCACAUGAACAGAAGCCAUUUACAUGCAAUCAGUAUGAAAAGAGCUUCAGACAUAAAGUAACAGGCUUCACAAUGGAGAGAGACCUUUCACGUGCAAAAUGUUUCACACAUCAAAAAGACUUUAAACAUCAUUUGCAAACUCAUUCUGGAAAAACAUUGCCGUUCUUCUCAGUGUUACAAGAGGUUUACAAAAAGGAGCUAUUUCAGAAAUGACAGUGCUAGAAGAGAGAUGUGGCCACAAUCAGAUGGCAAAAGCAGGUCAUUUGUAACUUUAAUAAGCAGUUUUUGUGCAAUGGUGGGCAUUAAAUGUUGACUGUAAUUCUUCAAAAAUUACUACAGU
Sinocyclocheilus anshuiensis is the source of this 1285-nucleotide messenger RNA. Its product is annotated as gastrula zinc finger protein XlCGF8.2DB-like. Lineage: Eukaryota; Metazoa; Chordata; Actinopteri; Cypriniformes; Cyprinidae. The record is from RefSeq and is a predicted model, not a curated record. Gene Ontology annotation, molecular function: DNA-binding transcription factor activity, RNA polymerase II-specific; RNA polymerase II cis-regulatory region sequence-specific DNA binding. The transcript is spliced from 2 exons. Gene Ontology annotation, biological process: regulation of transcription by RNA polymerase II. Bases 70 to 885 code for a protein of 271 amino acids.